UCUCAGAAGAUUCAUCUUGAACGAUGAAGAAGCCUACGAACAAGCAGGCUAAGGCUUUAACAUUGGUCUUUUGGGACAUCAUUAACUCUCCGGUCCCAGAUGGUUGUGACCCUCGUGUGGUCCGUCCGAGUAUUAAACGGCUUUUGGAGAAGGAAGGCUACUGUGGUCCUCUCACCGUCACUGCUGUUGGCAAACUAGCGGACGUCCCUCCUGACACCCUGAGAGCACUCUAUUCCAGUGGAAUCCAUCUUAUCAUCUCCCCCUUCGGCGGUUUCUAUGACAUUGACGGUUUAAUUAAGAUGGAUACACCAUCUAAUAUUAUGGUCAUAUCCAAUGAGACAGCCAGCCCUGGUUUAUUUAAGUUUCUAAAAUCGACUGGCUACAACCCUCUCAAGCCGUUUCCAUAUGGUUCCCUUGACACCUUAAUUAUGCAAGAUUCACUGGUACUUGAGGACGAAACAGAGGAUUCUGCCUUGUGGCAUUGCUUUGUAUGCUGCCUUGAUCCUCCUGCCCACGGCUUUGAAAAUUUCAUCACACAUCUAUCAACGGGAGAUCAUAAAGUGAUGCUGAGUGUACCUAGGAAUACUGUGCCUCGUCCGCCAGUUGAUCUCUCCAGGUUGCAUGUGACUGCUUAUCUGAUGGAGAGCGAUAUGAUGAGUCGCGAUCAGCCGUGGACGGACGAGCGGCCUCCACUUCCUACAGAUUUAUCAACAAGACUCGCUAAAUUGAAAGACUUGGAGGCUGUAAAGUACGAGGGUGAGUCGUUUGUCUAUUGGGACAUCAAGUUGUGUCCGCUUCCCCCCUACUGUGAUGCUAGUCUGGUCGGUCCGCGCAUCAAACUCUUCCUGAAGAAUGAAGGCUUCUCUGGUCCUCUCACCAUCAUUGCCAUUGGCGUACUAACCGACGUCCCUAUUGACAUCCUGCAAAAAGUCUAUUCCAGUGGCAUCGCACUUCGUAUCGUCCCCAACUGUCCUUCAGCCAUCCGGAGCCUCAUUGGUAAUUGGGUUUUUAGAAAUGGACCUCGACGUAAUAUAAUGGUCAUAUCCAAGGACGAAUUCUUCACUAAUCAUUGUGGCGUGCUACAUUCGUCACAAUAUUGCAACUUUAAGCUGUUUGAUUCUCUUCCUAUGGCAGACUCUGGAGAGUGCAGAAAAAAGUGUGUAUCUCCCUUCUGGUUUUGCUCAGUAUGCAACUUCCGUAAUUUUCCUUGCCAAGACAUUGAUAGUUUCACAAACCACCUCUUUGGUAAAUACCAUCAACGAAAGUUGUUUGACCUGUUGAGAAGUGGAGAUGGCUUGGAUGCACCAGUACGUGAGCCUCUUGAGGAAAACCUAAAGGCUGUAACAGCGGUCUACUGGGAUAUCAAGACGCGCCCGGUUCCACCUGGCUGUGAUCCUCAUCGUGUCGGUCCGUGUAUUAAACGGUUUUUGGAGAAUAAAGGCUACUCUGGUCCUCUCACCAUCACUGCCAUGGGCGCACUAGAAGACGUCCCUAAUGACAUCCUGAGAGGAAUCUAUUCCAGUGGAAUCUCUCUUAAUUGUAUCCCCUACGGGUUUUCAAUCUCUCUGGAACGUCAUAUUGAUGAGUUCAUGGAUUGGAAUCCACCUCCAGGUAAUAUAAUGGUGAUAUCCGCUUCUAAUGGUGUUCGCCGGCUACUACAGUCGAAGGGAUACAACAUUGUUGAGCCGGUUCCAUGUGAGAGCUUUUUUCUGGCAGAUUCAGAGGCACUUGAGGAUGAUAAGUGCGGUGAAACGAUUGAAUACUUGCACUUGUAUUGCUGGGUAUGCUGCCGUUAUGUUGACAACUUAAAAAAUUUCACCACUCAUCUUGCUAGUAACCGACAUCAACGCAAGUUAUUGCACUGGUCCCGGUCAUGCCCACUCCUUCCCAUUUUGACAAAGGAGACUGAUAGCGUCAAGGAAAUUGCCGCCGAAGCCAAAACAGCGCUAGAUGAGAAAAUUGCCGCCGAAGCGCUAGAGGUGAUGGCUUCGAGUGUCGGAGAUGAAGAAGAAUGUUGGAGAAGCUUUAAGCGAGAAGGGGGUUCCGUACCCUAAAACCGGUUAUUACAGACCGGUUGAACAACAAGCAAUAAAUUUAUGAAGAAACCGUAUUUUUAUUAAUUAAUGUUGUUUAAUGAGAAGAUUAGGAAAAUGGGUUAUGAUCUUUUGUGGUGAAUCCCAUCUUAUUCCGUUACCAUUUGUGUAAUAAUCGUUGAUCUUAUCAUUAAUCGUUGUCCCAUUAAUGAAGAUUUGCUAUGACUCAAAGUCAAUACUUUUAAUAAAUUUCAAUUGGUAUA
Messenger RNA from Arabidopsis arenosa, 2296 nucleotides. NCBI's taxonomy places the organism in Eukaryota, Viridiplantae, Streptophyta, Magnoliopsida, Brassicales, Brassicaceae. The record is from the annotation of a GenBank genome assembly.